AUGGCGCUGAUGAUCAACACGUGUGAUGAGAAUGAGCUUCCAUUCAUCGAGUACAAGAAAUUGGGAAACCGGUCUGGGGCGUUGGCUCGCCUUUUACGGACAUAUCCUGGCGAUCAAACGCAUACUUCGUUGAGUCCUGAUGGUAAACUUCUAAUAAUUGUUAGAGACAACCCAGAGGCCAUGGAGAUUCCUGUUGUCAAUAGAAUAAUAGAUUUCGAAACCAACAUAGACAGCUUACCUCUCCACAACCCGUCUCUUCUCUCACAAGUUUCUGCAGUUUCAGGCCUCGGAAAGCUUCACCAAGUUUACAGUUUCUGGAAGUGGGGCGCUUUAAUACUCGCCCUUAUAGCUUCCUUCACCACCAUCGUCACAAAAAUCAAACUUUUAAUCCUUAGAUUACAAAAAUACCCCUAUUUAGCUCCACAAUUCCACCACCCUCUUCUUGACGACUCCGAUUACGAUUCAGAUACAGAUGUCGCCUCUUGUUCGUCCUCAGACGAUGAACAAGAAUAUGAUCUUAGCGAAGAUGAUGAAGACGACACUGCAGUUGAUCAAAAUGACUUCCGUGUAAGAGGUUCCGGUCAUGUUUAUACAGAUGAGCAAUGGCAAAACCGUAAUUUGGGUCUUAGACGACGUUGUAGGAGGAGCAUCGGAGACUUUUUUUCUUGGUCGGAGCUUACCGGUGGUAAGAGUGUUGUCAAGUUAUGGGACAAUCUAGGUUUAGGAUUAGGUUUGAAUGUUGAAGACGACGAUACGGGUAAUGUUUCGGGAAAUAUGUUGACGAUUUAUGAUAUGAAUAACGAACGAGAAAUCCGAAAUAUCGCUACUGAUUUUCACCGGAAACAUGAUAUUCCCGCUUUUGUUGCUACAUCGUCAGCAUGUCCGUCGGUGAUAUUCUCCGCGGCGGAGAAUGAAGGCGGAGGUGUGGCGUUGAGUGGUUGGGACAUGCGUAUCGGAUCUAAACUACCGGCGAUAUUGGCCGAGUGGAGACCAAAACUGGGGAAUAUCGUUGGAGGGGUCAAAGCCGGCGGCGUGGCGAAACUUUACGUGAGAGAUAACGUCAACAGCGCGUUAACUGUGGGUGAUAUGAGGAAAGUUAACUCGCCGUUAGAGGAUGUAACGGAGAAUGACGUGGACACGUGGUGGGAUGCUGACGCUGUUAUUGUAACGGAGGACUGUUUUCUGGAGUCAACUUGA
Messenger RNA from Pistacia vera, 1197 nucleotides. RefSeq lists its product as uncharacterized. The coding region runs from base 1 to 1197 and encodes 398 amino acids. The record is from RefSeq and is a predicted model, not a curated record. NCBI's taxonomy places the organism in Eukaryota, Viridiplantae, Streptophyta, Magnoliopsida, Sapindales, Anacardiaceae. The transcript is spliced from 3 exons.